AUAAAUGUAAUUUAAUUUUUUUUUAAUAGGUAAUUUCACAAAGAUGAAGGAAGAAAAUGGACUAGAUUCUGCUCCAAAUGUAUCCAUUAAAAGAAAAGCUGAGGAUGAACAAGAGUCUCCUCCAAAACGUCAGAAGAGGAAGAAACAAAAAACUACAAGACCAAAAAAUGCUUUAAUGAGGUUAAAUGAAUUGAAACCAGGUUUGCAAUAUAUUAUAGAAUCACGAGAAGGUCCACCUCAUAAUCCUACAUUUGUUGUUUCAGUGGAAGUUUGUGGACAAAAGUUUACAGGUCGCGGCCAAUCCAAGCAAUUAGCCAAAUGUGCAGCUGCUCAAUGUGCUUUGGAUGAUGUUUGUGGAAGUGAUUUAACAGGUGAUAAUAUAGAAAAUGAAACUGGUGCUUUUAAUCAGUCUGAGGGAGGAAAAAAAAUUAAAAUGGAUUUAAGUAAAGAAGAAGCAGAAAAAAGAUUAGAAAAAAUUAAAACAGAAGCUGAGGAUAAGAAUCCAGUUAUGGUAUUAAAUGAAUUACAUCCAGGAAUUGAAUUUAUAUUAGUAAAAGAGAAUGUAGCUCUACCCGCACAAAGAUUUACAAUGAGUGUUGAAAUUAAUGGAACAACGUUUGAAGGGUCUGGUCCAAAUAAAAAAUUAGCAAAAGCUGCAGUAUCAAGAGUUGCUUUAAGCAGUUUAUAUAAUAUUAAUUAUAAUGUAACUUCAACAACAAGCCAAGGAAUUUUACCAGAAGAAUUUAUUUUCCCACAGUCAAUAGCAGAUAAAAUAUCUGAUGUAAUUCACAAAACAUUUCAAGAAGUGAUGGUCGACAAUGUUGAGUAUGCAAAAUGGAAAGUGUUGGCAGGAAUUGCCAUGACUUCAGACCCUGAAAUGAAUAAAAUAAAAAUCAUUGGUAUCAGUACUGGCACAAAAUGUAUUAAUGGUGAACAUAUCAGCAUGAAUGGUGUUUGUUUAAAUGAUUGUCAUGCAGAAAUCAUUUCACGGAGAUGUUUGAAAAAUUUCUUGUAUUACAAUCUAGAAAUGAUUUCAGCUGGCUUGAAAGAAGAUUCCAUAUUUAUGCCAAAUGAAAAUGGUGCUGGUUAUUGUCUUAAACCAAAUAUAAAAUUUCAUCUUUAUAUCAGUACUUCACCUUGUGGUGAUGCCAGAAUAUUUUCACCACACGAAGAAGCAACUUCUAAGAAUCCUGUUGAUCAUCAUCCGAAUCGCAAAACUAGGGGUCUUUUGAGAACAAAAAUAGAAUCUGGAGAGGGAACCAUUCCUGUCAAAAGUGGGGAUGCUAUCCAAACUUGGGAUGGCAUUAUUCAAGGUCAGCAACGAUUGUUAACUAUGUCAUGUUCAGACAAAGUUGCUGCUUGGAAUAUUGUUGGCAUACAAGGAGCACUACUAAGUUAUUUUAUUGAGCCUAUUUAUCUGGAAAGUAUUAUUCUGGGAAGCUUAUUCCAUCCUGGUCAUAUGCUUCGUGCCAUGUGGGGCAGAUUUGAAAAUUCUUUGGGUGAGUUGUCCAAACCUUUUAGUUUAAACAAACCUAAGAUGUGUUGCAUAACAAAUCCCGAAACACGUCAACUUUCAAAAUCACCAAAUUUUAGUGUUAACUGGAUUGUUGGAUUUGGAAAACCCGAAGUUAUCAAUGCGACUACAGGAAAAUUAGAAAAUGGCGAAUUUUCAAGAUUAAGUAAAAGAUCCUUCUUCGAACGUUACAGUGUGUUAUUUAGUAAAAUUUCAUCCGUCACAAAGAAAAAGACUAAGAAACCACCACAGUUAUAUUCUGAAGCCAAAAACUCUGCUCCCCAUUAUCAAGCAGCAAAAACAGAACUGCGAAAAGCAUUUAUGAAAGCAGGUUUAGGAACUUGGGUACAGAAACCAGAAGAACAAGAUGAUUUUGAUUUAAGUUAAACUUCUCCAUACAUUUCAAGAUAUAUAAAUAUAUAUAUAUAAAUACAUUAUAUUGUAUAUUUUAAAUCAGUCAUCUUUGAGUCUCAGUUGUAAAACUUUGUGAAAAUCAUCACAAGAAAUAGUUUUAUGGCAUUACUU
Molecule: messenger RNA, 2038 nt
Organism: Centruroides sculpturatus (bark scorpion)
Lineage: Eukaryota; Metazoa; Arthropoda; Arachnida; Scorpiones; Buthidae
Product: double-stranded RNA-specific editase 1-like
Exons: 1
Coding region: 44-1900 (618 amino acids)
Biological process (GO): RNA processing; adenosine to inosine editing
Cellular component (GO): nucleolus; cytoplasm
Molecular function (GO): double-stranded RNA binding; tRNA-specific adenosine deaminase activity; double-stranded RNA adenosine deaminase activity
Source: RefSeq, a predicted model, not a curated record